AUGGCGAGCCGCGCCGUGUUGUUCGCGCAGCAGAGAAGGCCUCGGAGGCUCUUGCUAAGAGCCGCCGCCUUGGCGCUGCUUUCUCUCUGGCAGGCUGCUACGGAGCCUCUCCCCGCCACGGUCAGCGCAGAAAGGAGCCUGGUUUGGGGUCCCGGCCUGAAAGCCGAGCUCACGCUGCCCGUGAGGUAUUUCUUCAUCCAAGCCGUCGACCCCGACGGGCGCAACUUCACGCGCUCCCCGCCAGGAAGCAAACAAUUCAAAGUGACAAUCGAUCCAGUUUCGCCAAAAGAAGACCUUCAGAUCCAUGUCCCUGAGGUUUUGGAUAGGAAGGACGGAUCCUUUCUUAUGCGAUAUCGGAUGUAUGGAAGCGUCAGGGAAGGGCUCAAGGUGGAGAUACUUUAUAACGAUGUACAUGUGGCUCAGUCCCCCUAUAUUCUGAAGGGUCCUGUUUACCAUGAAUAUUGUAACUGCCCAGAAGAAGACACUCAGCUUUGGGAGAAAAGUCUUUCAUGUCCAUCAGAGGAACCUCAGAUUAUAAAGGACUUCAGUGCAUUUCCUAGUAUCGAUCUUCAGCGGAUGUUUUCUGAAGUCCCACCAAGGUUUGGCCAAAGAAUGGGAGCCAUUGUUCAUUACACCAUCCUCAGUAAUCGCAUCUAUCGUCGUUCCUUAGGGAAGUACACAGACUUCAAAAUGUUUUCUGAUGAAAUUUUGCUGUCAUUGGCAAGGAAGGUUCAUCUCCCUGAUGUGGAAUUUUAUCUUAAUGUUGGGGAUUGGCCAGUUGAACACAGGAAAGCAAACGACAGCCCCGGCCCUCUACCUAUCUUUUCUUGGUGUGGCUCUGUAGAUUCAGCAGAUAUAGUACUUCCAACCUAUGACGUCACCCACUCAGCUCUUGAAGCUCUCCGUGGUGUUACAAAUGACCUCCUGUCUAUUCAAGGAAACACAGGCCCUGUUUGGAACAACAAAACUGAACAAGGGUUUUUCAGAGGUCGAGACAGUCGAGAAGAACGGCUUCAGCUGGCCCAGCUCUCCAAGGAAAACCCAGAACUUCUGGAUGCUGGAAUAACAGGUUACUUCUUCUUCAGAGAAAAGGAGAAGGAGCUGGGAAAGGCUCCACUGAUGGGGUUCUUUGACUUCUUUAAGUACAAAUAUCAAGUGAGUGUAGAUGGCACAGUGGCAGCCUAUCGGUUCCCAUACCUCUUACUGGGUGACAGCCUUGUGAUGAAGCAGGAUUCACAAUACUAUGAGCAUUUCUACACAGCGUUGAAGCCAUGGAGUCAUUAUGUCCCAGUUAAAAGAAACUUGGAAGACUUGCUAGACAAAAUAAAAUGGGCUAAGGAAAAUGAUGAGGAGGUCAGGAAAAUUGCUAAGGAAGGUCAGGCAGCAGCAAGAGUAUUACUGCAGCCUCACCGGUUUUAUUGCUACUAUUUCAAAGUGUUCCAGUCUCGCUUCCUCUCUGUCACACCCUUCCGUGUUUCUUUUCCAAAGCGCCGUCUUCAAGCUCGCUGCCGGGCCGAAGCUGUCCGGGUUACCAUGGCAACCAUAAACAAACGGCCGGUAAAAGUCGCCUUCCUUCAGAUGGAACUAACGGGCUACAGUCUGCAUCAUCACAAGAAGUCUCACUGAAAUUUUUGAGCAAGUCCAGGCAGCAGUGGCACCUGCAAAAAAUAUCCAAGAAC
Molecule: messenger RNA, 1679 nt
Organism: Eublepharis macularius
Lineage: Eukaryota; Metazoa; Chordata; Lepidosauria; Squamata; Eublepharidae
Gene: POGLUT3
Product: protein O-glucosyltransferase 3
Exons: 9
Coding region: 1-1626 (541 amino acids)
Cellular component (GO): endomembrane system
Molecular function (GO): protein binding; glucosyltransferase activity
Source: RefSeq, a predicted model, not a curated record